Pogonomyrmex barbatus (red harvester ant) is the source of this 1733-nucleotide messenger RNA. RefSeq lists its product as uncharacterized. NCBI's taxonomy places the organism in Eukaryota, Metazoa, Arthropoda, Insecta, Hymenoptera, Formicidae. The record is from RefSeq and is a predicted model, not a curated record.
UCGCGUCGAUCUCGCGAAACUUCUCGAUUAUCGACAGAAUCUCGUUAUCGUGAGCGUCGUUGCCCGUGUCGAGAGGCAUCGAGCAAUCGAAGACGGUUGACUAGCUCGGUAGAAUCGUUCCAGUGAACAUAUUCGAUUCCAUUGUCUCUCAUCCGCAUAGCGGAUGGGAUCGAUCCUUCUUCUUGUCGUCUUACCAAUAUCAGCGCCAAUUUUGCUUCUAUCGAGCAAAAGCAGCGCGAUGAUGUGUUUGUAUUUGAAGCCUUUAUUCCCUAGAACGGGCAUAAACAUGUUAUGACCACGUCGAUAGGCAUUUAUAGUCAACAGUAUAUCCUUGUAUGUUUGCUUGUCGUUCUCCGUGUACACGACGUCGUCGGGGAGUCUCUUGAAUAUCAACUCGUAUAAGCCCGAAAUAUCUGGAUAUCGCACGUCGCCCACGAUUACACUGUCGUCGAUCACAUCGAAUCGCUUGUCACCGAGCGUCGCGCCACUCUCAUCGAAGUACACCCCGUAAACGUAGUCGAUCUCGCUUUGUCUGUCCCUGCUUAGAAGCGCAUCCAUAUAUUUGCGACCUAACGGUCCUCAUUGCGCGUUCGAGAUCGAUUCCUCCUCGCUUCUAGUCGCGGGACCGUCGAGAGCGAUCUCAUUGAGAAGCGUCUCUUCGUCGGUCUCGACGGCGGCUUGUCGUCGGUUUCGCGUUUCCUCUUAACGCCGAUGGAUGCGAUCGAGUCGAUUCCCUCGAUUCGUCUUGCGCGAUGUUUUCGGCGAUUCAUUUCAACGGCUGAGUGAUCGAUUUGAAUCGCUUCUCAAGCGCGAUCUCCUCCUUUAUCUCCGGUCUUUAACGCUUUGUGCUUUUUACGUAUAGAGUCCUGAGUCUUCGCGAUCUCUCAUGCCGUUUUUUCCCAUCGGACGACGUCUAUAUUCGCCGUAGCGUCGAUGUCCAUCUUCGUCGCACAAUUCAUUGCUUUACACCAUGACGAAAUCGUUAAAUCCUCAUAUCCACCAUUUCUUAACGCGCUUCUUAUCGAUGAUUAUAAAACUGUACUUGUUUCCAACACGCAUGACACAAGACGCAAAAAUUCUUGUACAACAUAUUCGUGUUCACGUUGUAAACGUGCUUUAGGUUAGUGUCAUCCUGCCUAAACAGAAUCAAGAGAUUCGCGUUAUCGUGUAUCAAGUGUUUUGGAAUUUUAGCGUACGUCUGACAGAGAUAGAAACAAUCAAUGUUCGAGUGUGGAUCCAUGGCGAAAUAUUCCCUGAUCCCGUCCUACUUGUCAUAGGCAACAUUGUCGAACACGAAUAUCGAAUCGGGAAGCGUCUCGGAAAAUGGCACGACAUGAGAAGGCGCGCGAACGUAUAACGGCCGGAGAUUCCAUCUUCGACGAGAGGACCGCCGCGACCACCGUAUGGGCGGCUAUGAAAGCAAAAACAAAGCUGGGCAUGGAUUUAAAAAAGAAGAAGAGGAAGAUACUUCCGACGGCGAAACGCGGAGGCUUGUUGCCUACUUUUCCGAUACUAGGCGUGCUCAGUUCUUUGAUCGGUAGCGCGGCAAGCGUCGCGAAAGCAAUGAACGCCGGUAAAGCCGCUCGGCGUCAACUGGAGGAGUUGCAACGUCACACUCGGACGAUGAAGGGUCAUGGGUUGCACCUAGCGCCUUACAAACGUGGCAGCGGUGUGAUAAAAGAACGAAAAAAAAAUCAUGGAAGGAAACAUUAAGAUCGCUCGAGUUACCACUC